Messenger RNA from Galendromus occidentalis (western predatory mite), 2567 nucleotides. RefSeq lists its product as uncharacterized. The record is from RefSeq and is a predicted model, not a curated record. NCBI's taxonomy places the organism in Eukaryota, Metazoa, Arthropoda, Arachnida, Mesostigmata, Phytoseiidae. The transcript is spliced from 7 exons.
GUCCGCUGGCCACGGAAAGCAGCACUGACGAACAGGGUCUGAGAGCUCCAUGUGAUCAUGACCUUCAUCCGUUCGAGAUGUGAAUGAGAGCGCUCGGAAAAUUUUCCACAGUCUAUGGUGUCUGGCAUUUCGAAUAUGUGAAUGCGGGAGGCUCUUUUCAAGUCGGACAUAUUCUUUUCACAGAUAUGAAUCCGAAGCGCCGAGACUCGAACUGUGAGAGACGCUCGCCCGAUGUGUACUCGACUUCAUCAGCUGCAUCUUCCACGAAAAAUACGAAUUCCCACAGAACCCAAAUGCAGAGGCCUUUGAGGAUGGAUCUGCAAGACUGUCUGCGUGAGAUGAACUCCGUGAUGCGAGUUCUCGACAACACACGCCUGGACCCGCAGAACCGCGUCGAUGAGCUCAACUCGAUUUUAGACGGCGGUCCGUUGGGCCUUUCGCUCUCAACUCAAAGUCUAGCGUCGAGUUCCAGCGCCUUAUCGCCGGAAAUGGAAAUUCUUCUCAGAAAUCAGCAGACGCUCUUGAAGCAGAUAGCUGACAGCAAGUCGCAGCUGUCCGUGCUCGAGCAGCAGUACCAACAGCAAACCGCAGCUGCGCGAGAGCCGAUGAAGAUUGCGUCCGCGAGCAGUCGUGAGGUCAACGCUUCGAUCAGAGUGUCCCAAGACGCGAACGCUCUCGUCGAGCGUCUCAAAGCUCAAGUGGAGCAGACGGCUGAAGAAUAUAGAAGACUGCAGGACGCGCUCGAAGGAGCCAGAGUCACUCAGAGGGAAUUGACUCCCUAUGAGAUGGAGGAAGACGUUUUCGAGCGAGGAGACCCCGAAGGAGACGCGCCCGUGUCCGACGACAACAAAAUGACAAUACAAUCGAACCCGCGUUUUGUGAGGAGGAUGAUACCCAACGGGGCUCCGAUGAGCGCCCCUUACAACUCGGAAACGAUGAGUUUCGAUUUCCCCGAAACUCCAGAACAGUCCGAUAUUGAGGAGAAAGUCCGAACUCUCGCCGAGACCAAGCAGCAGAUCGAUGCUCUCCGGGGAAUGAUCACCAAACUUGAGGGUCGGGGAAAUCCAACGCCUUCGAAAUUCACGCCCAGACCCGUCCCAGUCUACCCACCGAUGAACCCGGGGCAACAGAAACGCCGCCAACAGCUGCGCGAAAUCAAUCGGAGUCUGCACGAUAUAGAAACUCUGAUUCAUCGCGAAGUCGUUGGGCCUAAACGGAACCUUUCUGUGACGGAGAACCCCUUGCGGUCAGGCGCGAGACCGCGCUUCAACUCGUGCAAUGUCCAGCCCUGGGACAAUUAUCCGCUGCUCGAAGUACCGUUUAGAGGCUCCCAACCUCGGAGUUUGACCGAGGCCGCGACUUGGGGCGGCUCGAGCACCCAGGAAAAUUCGGACAACGGUGAAGUGCAAUCCGACUGCACGGAUUCGGAGAUAGAACGGCUCGCUGCGUUCAACCCGGUCCAAACGGGGGCGAGACCCAAAGUUCGGGAGGAGCCCGCAGGUGCUGCCUCCCACGCGGGGAGCUCGUGUGACAGUUGUGCUCAUUUAGCUGCGUACGUGCAGAUGCUCACGCUGAGUCUGGUGCAAGCGAAUGAAGUCAUCAAUGGACAACAGAAGGAGAUGGAUAAAUUGCGAGGGCUGCUCCGACCGCAAGCGCAGGACACCGCUCCUCCUGAACGUGGUGUCAGACCUCUCAACAAUCAGGUGACUCCGGGAGUGAGGGCCAACAACUACGUCGAUAAUCUCAAGAGUUUCUCCACGCUGAAUUUGUUGAGCCAACCGGUCGAGAGGAGGGUCCCGCAGACACCGCAGAGCGGUGAGCGCAAUGAUCUGAACCGAGACGAAGAGCGCCAGAGACGGAAGCCCAACAAGAACUCGAUGAAUUCCAUGAACCAGAUGAAUUUCUGCCGGUACUCCAGCAAUCCAGAACUGAACCGAGAGGAAGAGAACGUAGGUUAACUUAGUUUCUUGAAGGCCCCGCCGCAUCAACUUUGUCGCGAGAGGUUGGAGAUGCAGCCGGCUCUGGACGCCGCGACGGCAUUCCUGGCCUCGAAAGAAGGUGAACUCUGUACGCCCGAUAUCCUGAUCACAACAUGUCGAUGCCUGCUGGACCAGCUGACUCCCGCCGGCGUUUCGCACAAACACAUUUUACGGGUGCUGCAACCCAUGUUGGGACAAUUCCUCGCCCGACCCGUGAACCCCGCCCACAUCAUGGAGAAUCUGACCAGUGUCCUGCAGAAGGAACUGGCCGUGGUUCCCAAAAGUAACUUCAACACCUCUGAGCGAACUUUCGGGGCUGCUGUGUCGGGAAUCUCCGAUCGCUCGACAGCCGGGAACGAUCAACCUGAGGACGCCGAUGGUGCAAGUGAGGGGGAUGCCGAAGGUGGCGAGGACAUGGCCGAAGCCGACCAGGGCACGGAAGAGAAGGAAGGCGCUGUAGGAGGCCGCGCAGCCUCGACGGAGCAGACGUCAAGUCGGGAAAAAAGCGCUCAGGGUUCUCCAGACAUAUCUUCCGUGACCAUAUCUUCUAGCACCCAAGAGCGUUUCGCGCCUGAAGACGAUCAUUAG